Molecule: messenger RNA, 1013 nt
Organism: Gloeophyllum trabeum ATCC 11539
Lineage: Eukaryota; Fungi; Basidiomycota; Agaricomycetes; Gloeophyllales; Gloeophyllaceae
Product: ADP-ribosylation factor 6
Exons: 6
Coding region: 141-689 (182 amino acids)
Biological process (GO): vesicle-mediated transport; intracellular protein transport
Cellular component (GO): cytoplasm
Molecular function (GO): GTPase activity; GTP binding
Source: RefSeq, a predicted model, not a curated record
GAACGUGGACUUGAGACAACGCCAGAUUCUGGUCCGACUACGUUCUUUCAACUUCGUUCCCAGCUCUACGUGUUUCCUUGCCCCCUCGCCGCCCAUCCCCCUCGUCGCUCUUUUACUUCACCUGUUCUGCAUAAACCAUCAUGGGCGCUAACCUUUCGAAAGCUCUGGGGAAGCUUUUUGGCAAUAAGGAGAUGAGGUUGUUGAUGUUGGGUUUGGAUGCGGCUGGAAAGACAACAAUUCUGUACAAGCUCAAACUCAACCAGUCCGUGACGACGAUCCCCACCGUUGGCUUCAACGUGGAGACCGUCACUUACAAGAACGUCAAAUUCAACGUAUGGGACGUCGGUGGCCAAGAUAAGAUUCGGCCGCUAUGGAGACAUUACUACACCGGGACGCAGGGUCUCGUGUUCGUGGUGGACAGUCAAGACAGGGAGAGGAUAGACGAGGCGAAACAGGAGCUUCACCGGAUAUUGAGCGAUAGAGAGAUGAAGGAUUGUUUGUUGCUCGUGUUUGCGAAUAAGCAGGAUCUUCCGGGUGCUAUGUCUCCGGCGGAGGUCACUGAGAAGCUUGGUCUGCACCGGAUGCGGGACCGCUCGUGGUAUGUCCACCCAAGUUGCGCUACCACCGGCGAGGGUCUCUUUGAGGGACUCCAGUGGCUAUCUCAAAACGUGAAGAAGCGGCAGCAAUAAAUACGUUGAUCUCGUUCCCCAUGUCCCUCAUCCUGGAUUUCGGCCUCUGUCUGUCUAGUCUAAUUACCCUCUUGUGUUGAUACCCAUACUACUUGUCUGCUGAUCUCUUUAUGGCCCCAUACGACGUCCCCUAUGCAUGACGGACACUGAACGUCCAUACGUCCUCCCCCCUUAUCUUUCGUCUCCGUACAGGUUACUCUACAUUCUUGCCAGGGUUUAUCUACGAUAAUUAAUGGAUGGGUGUAACAUAUACGAGUACCGCAUCAGCAUUGAAACUCGCUGAUGCAACGUCGUUCUGGACUUCGAAUUCGGAAUGCAUGUCAG